Colias croceus (clouded yellow) is the source of this 3489-nucleotide messenger RNA. RefSeq names its product phospholipid phosphatase 2-like. The transcript has 7 exons. The record is from RefSeq and is a predicted model, not a curated record. Bases 299 to 1177 code for a protein of 292 amino acids. Lineage: Eukaryota; Metazoa; Arthropoda; Insecta; Lepidoptera; Pieridae. Gene Ontology annotation, molecular function: phosphatidate phosphatase activity. Gene Ontology annotation, biological process: phospholipid metabolic process; phospholipid dephosphorylation; signal transduction.
ACUGUGAAAGCUACGCCGUUCGGUUGCGAACGCAACUAUCGCGCGCAUUUCGUAUUCGAAUUUUGAAAUAUUAGAAAAAAAAUAUAGAUUAAAUAUUUCGUUCUAAUCACAUUGCAUAGAUAAUAAAAUAUCGAUUCGAUUGUUUUUUUUUUGUGGCCGAAAUUGUUCGAAUUUUAAAGUGAAUUUGUGUUUUCGAGUGAUUUAAAAAAUUCAAAAAUGUUUGUGGCGUCUGUGGCCGUGUAAUUCGAUUCGACUAGGAUUUUUGACGGUAGCCGACCAACAACCAGCCCCCGUGGAGAUGCAGGCCCGACACAAUCUCUUGUGGCAUUUGCUUAUCGAUCUCCCUAUAUUAUUAUUGGUCGCAGCAGUAUGCAUACUGCUAGAAGUGGGGGCACUCCCGAGCAGGCAGAGCGGCUUUCGAUGCAACGACCCGGACCUCUCGUUCCCGCACACCGGCGACACUAUCUCCAUCUCGCUCGUCGCAGCUGUCACUGUCAUUGUGCCUUUUAUUAUUAUAUGGGCAGUAGAAGCAGCCCUCCACAGGGACGACGAAUAUACGAUAAAGAAGAACAAACUCUCCGCUAGUGUUGGCACCGCUGGGCUCAUAUACCGGGACUACAUAUACGGCGCGGUGGUCAACUUGACGGUCAUGGAGGUCGUCAAGUGCGUGGUGGGGUCGCCGCGGCCGACGUUCUUCGAUUUAUGCGAGCCAGAUAAAGCUAGGACUUGCAAUGAUUCGGAGUACGUAGCGAGCUACACAUGCACCUCGACGCGAUACUCUCGGUACCUCCAGAUAGACGCCAGCAGGAGUUUUCCCUCCGCCCAUACCUCGCUUGCUGUGUACUGUGGAUUGUUUUUGGCGUGGUACCUCCAACGCCGUGCAUUCAGUUGGCACAACCGGUCGGUCCUGAUCGUGCCGCUGGUGCAGAUCCUCUGCAUCAUAUACGCGGUGGUGUGCCCGCUGACCAGGGUCACGGACCACCGGCACCACUGGUGGGAUGUGCUCGCUGGGGGUAUCAUGGGGCUGGCCAGUUUGGUGUAUACUGUAUUAGUCCUAUGCAAGAACUUCUGCCAGCCCUCCGUAGUGAGCACGAGCGAUAUCUCCAGCAGCGACGGCAACAACCACCAAUCUGUCCGACGGCUCCUCGCCCACGAGGCAAGAGUCGUGGUCCCGUAGCCCGUGUAGACUUGUGUAGUUUGCGCAGUUUGCUUGAACGUUUGAUGAAGACGAAUUUGUUAAAGAAUAGCAAAAUGAUAUGCUUUUUUUUGUGUAUUAGUUUCUGGGUCUAUGUUUUUUGAAUUAUCGUUGUGGGUGGUUAAAGGAAAUCAAAUCAAAUCGUUUAUUGCUUUGAAAACAUGCCAUCAAAUAAAAUGUUUAAGUAACAAUGUGUUUGUUACACAUUGUUACAAACAUAUUGUUCAUGUAUAUCAGUUUCUGGUUCUAUGUUGGUUAUAGUUUUCUGCGUAUGACCAUGUUCUAUGAUUGUAAUAGUUUAUGUUUAUUAAGAGAUUAUGUUCAAGAAUACUUAUCCAAAUAUUUGAAAUAAAACGGUAAUAUAUCGUUUCAACGGAAGGACGUUUUCAAAAUUAAAACUAUACUAGAUUCAUUUAAUAACUUUAUUUCUACACAGAAAAACGUUCAUGCAAAUAAAACGUCAAACUGUCGUGUGGAUCCACAAUUAUUAUUAAAAAAAUUAGCUGACGAUUGGCAAUUAAACCGUAGAGUAAUUUGUAAAUAAGUAAAUUGGAUUGUAUAAAUUGGUUAACAUCGAAUUAAUGUAGAAAUUGAUAAAAAUCCGUUCAUCGAAAUAUGUUUAAAGUUUAGUUACCUUUGUUAUUUAUUUAAUGUGUAAAUAACACGCAGUAAUCCCUUUAAUUUAAUAGAUUUGCUUUAAUUUCUAAUACAUUAAUUUUAUAUUUCAACCUUUUGUAUAUUUAUAGCGGAUUUUUUUUAACCUCAUGUAAUGUGAUUUUUAGAAUCUAUUGUCUGUAUAACAUUAUCAUAAGCAUUAGCUUAGAUAUAGAAAAUGGUCGAUUUUUAUUUUAUACGACUUCGAAAACGAAGCAUAGAAAUAUAUUUCCGCCUUGUGCAUUUAACAAGGUAAAGCGAGGUUUGUUACAAAAAACUUUAUUUUUAAGAUUUUUCCAAAAGUUGGUAUAACCUACAAAUUAACAAAAAACAGUUGUUUAUUUUCUGUCUUGAUUCUAUUGUUAUCAACCAGUGACUAAUUAAAAACAUAAUAUAAUAAUUUAUUCAUAAGGACGUAGGUAUGUUACUGCCAAUUUUCAGCUUUGGAAACUGACAAAUUGUUAGGCUACUUAAUGAAUAUCGACUGCGCCCUGCUAUGCUAGCCUUAUUACUUAUGAAAUAACCGUUUCAAAGAUCACAGAUUAAAAUAUGACAAACAAUGCAAAUAGUUUAAUAAUAAUGUCAAUUUUAUAUAAAAUAUUUAAAGUUUUUCACUGGCAGAAUUAUUGAACGAAUAUUGAACAUACUCGAAAGGCGGGAAACUAGUGUUCCUGUCAACGCAAUGUAAUAAAAUGACAGCUAAAAGCGCGGGAAACAAUACCGCUCGCUGAUUGGCUCAGUGAAUGCACGUGAAUGCUACCUUUUUUUUUUCUAUUUUCACAUUUGUUAUUUCUGGCCGGUAAAGUUCGAUUAUUUCGUAAUUUUUUCAUUUGAAAUUGCAUUUUCGAAAAAAGAUUCACGUAGGUAAUAUUAUAACCAAUGAAAGUAUUUACUAUGUAGUACCUGUCUAGUCGUAAGUAGUUUUAGUCUAUUUAUAUUUAUUUAAGGACAAUCUUCUGUUACCCACCUAUUUUCUGUUAAUAAAAUAGAUUGCGGUGAACAAAUGCUCUUUUGAGUGCUAUUUUGUAUAGUGUCUAGAGGUUUGAUUGAAAAAUAUUACGCGUAAAUGACAAUAGUUUUCUUCUUAUUUUAUAUAAAUAAUUCUGUUAAUCUAUUGACAUGUAUCUACUUACAUAUUUUGUUAAAUAUCAUUAACUAUUAUUGUUCACUUUAUUGUAUGUUUUGUUCUUUAUAUUGAUAUCAUUUUAAUUAUGACAAUGCCACCAUGACAGUCUGUUCAUAGAACAUAUUCAUAAAUUAUCUUUAUUUUAAAAGAAAUCAUGUAUUUUUUUAAUUCUGUUUAACGUCUAUGAAAAUAAUGUUCUAAUAAUAAUAAUUAAUCAGAAAGAAAGAGGUAAUUUCAUCAAAGGCGCCUUUUCAGUACAAAAUAUUAUUUUAAAGACUAACAUUGUGUAACUAAUACCUUUAUAUUCGAUUAUGUAUGUCAAUAAUCUAUUUAUUUUCAUUAUAAAGUACAUUUAUUUUUUCGUAAGAACAAUGCAAAUUUUUGUGUAGUUUUGUGUAUGUGUGUGUAAAUGUGCAAUCUAGAAAUUUCUUUUUCAUACAUUCCUCUGCAUUUACGUGUGUUUUGUAAAUAUGUAUUAGUGUAGCAUUAGAUAUAAAUAAAGAGUUAAAUUUUU